AUGGUCAGCUCAGUGACAGACCCAAACAUUGAAUCACCCUCCACUCCUCCAAUUUUCUAUACAUUCAAUGUAGUCUUUGAAGAUUUAGCAGCAAGAUUAGCGGAUGAAGAAUGUGAUAAACUCCUGGAACUGCCUGGAGUCAAUGUGGUUUUCAAAGACACUGUGAGGAAACAACUUCAUACAACCCAGUCACCACAACAAACUUUGAUGAGAAGAUUAUCAGUGAUCACAGACUUGGGCCUCCAAUUCCUCCCCAUCGGAAAAGCGCAUACAGAUUCAACUCCAGACUAUGCAAUAAAAAAUUUAUUGGGGCAAGGUUCUUCAGUAGUGGCGCUCAACACUUCAUUUCUGGAAGUUCAAACUGACACCAAGCCCAUGAUUACCAAUCCCCACGAGAUGCAGUUCAUCAUGGCAUGCAUACCGCAUCUACUGCAGCUGGAGCCGCGGUUGCAGGGCAGAUAUGGUGACUCUGAUUUGUUUCCUGGCAUAGAAAGUGCCAUUGAAGACGGAGUAGACAUUUUGUCAAUUUCAAUGGGAGGGGGAAAUGCUCCUUACUACGAGGACGUGAUAGCUAGGGGGACUUCUGCCGCCAUGAAGAGGGCCAUUUUUGUGGCAUGCUCUGCCGGGAAUAUGGGACCCCGUGCAUAUACUGUUCAGAAUACGGCACCCUGGGUAGCCACAGUUGGAGCUCGAUCUAUUGAUCAGGCUUUUCCAGUAAAGAUCAUGCUUGGAAAUGGCAAGUCCUUCAUUGGUUCUUCUCUGUGUAUCUCGUAG
This is a messenger RNA of Ilex paraguariensis (yerba mate), 774 nucleotides long. NCBI's taxonomy places the organism in Eukaryota, Viridiplantae, Streptophyta, Magnoliopsida, Aquifoliales, Aquifoliaceae. The record is from the annotation of a GenBank genome assembly.